UCCCGGCAAUAUAGCCUCUUCUAACUUUUGAAUUUUGUUUACCAUAUGACUCAUUCCAGAUGUCAGACUUAUCAUUUAUCAAAAAAAAUUAAUUUGCCAGGAACGGAAACUAUUUAAAAGAUUACGAUUACAAAAUUAAAUAAUAAACAAGAGUAAGUACGCUGUUAUGUGACGGAAUUAUAAACGAAUCAAUCAGUAGUAAACUGAUACCGUUUUAAAAAUGCUCGCACCAGAAGAGGGCUCGACGAACAAUGACGCCCCAUUGGUAGGCAACAAUUUAAUAAGGAAAAUAUCUGGUAUAUUUAAUAGAAAUCAAGACAGUUCUGGUAGUAAUAAUGGCAUGGGUUAUGUGGAAUUCGGAACAUUUUCAGAAGAAUCUAGUACUAGAACUUUGGGGACCUUUGCUGGAGUUUUUGCCCCAGUUACAUUGUCUAUGUUUUCAGCACUUAUUUUUCUUCGAAUGGGUUACAUAGUGGGAAAUGCUGGUUUACUGAUAACUUUAACUCAAUUCCUAAUAGCUUAUUCAAUACUUGUAUUCACUGUGAUGUCUGUAUGUGCUAUAUCGACAAAUGGAGCUGUUGAAGGAGGAGGCGCGUAUUUCAUGAUUAGUAGAACAUUAGGCCCUGAAUUUGGUGGAUCCAUUGGUACUCUAUUUUUCCUCGCCAAUAUAGUCAGCAGCGCCCUCUACAUAUCUGGAUGCGUUGAGGGUUUAGUUGAAAAUUUUGGACCUUCAGGUUAUCUACUUGAGGGCGUUUUACCAGAUGACAGGUGGUACAGAUUUUUGUACUGCAGUUCCUUGAACGUUUUGAAUCUUUUGAUAUGUCUUAUUGGAGCUUCAAUGUUUGCUAAAACUACUGUGUUCAUAUUGGUGUUGGUCUGCGGAUGUCUAGCCAUCACGUUUUUUUCUUUUUUUUAUGAAGGCUUUAUUGAGGUACCUAUACCCGAUUCCAACACCUUAAUACAAAACGUGACUGAUCACGUAAGAAGGAAUUACACAGGACUUCUAGGUUCUACCUUGAGCAGUAAUUUAUAUCCCCAUUACGGCCGCGACUAUACGGCAAAAGGAGAGAUAGUUACUUUCGCUAGCGUAUUUGGAGUUUUGUUUUCUGGGGUUACAGGUAUCAUGGCGGGUGCUAAUAUGAGCGGAGAGCUGAAGAGUCCCGGUAAGUCGAUACCCAGAGGUACCCUUUCUGCUAUUGGUUUCACUUUCGUCAUUUAUGUGUCAAUAUCUUUGCUGACAGCAGCCACAUGUACUAAGGAACUGUUGCAGAACGAUUAUAUUUACAUGUCAGGCAUUAGCGCGUUUCCGCCAAGCGUUGCGAUUGGUUUGUUAACUGCCACGUGGUCGGCUGCUCUUAGCAACGUUAUCGGAGCUUCUAGGGUUAUGGAAGCUCUGGCUAAGGAUAAGGUUUUCGGUAACAUAUUUAAUUUCAUCACCAAAGGAACGUGGAAAGGCAAUCCGGUGGCAGCAGUAUUACUAUCAGCUCUACUAGUACAAUUCGUACUGUUAAUCGGUUCUCUCAAUCUCAUAGCUCAAUUAAACACCGUUCUAUUUCUACUGAGCUAUCUAGCCACCAACGUAGCUUGUCUCGGUCUCGAAGUGGCCGGAGCCCCAAAUUUCCGUCCCACGUUCAUGUAUUUCACCUGGCACACAGCUCUCUUUGCUCUAUUAGGUACUCUAAUUAUGAUGUUUGUAACCAGCGCUAUAUACGCGGCUUGCAGUAUCCUAUUAUGUUUGAUAUUAGUGGUCGGAUUGCAUCUGUUUUCCCCGUCCAAAGAAGCCCAAUGGGGCAGCAUAUCCCAAGCGCUAAUAUUCCAUCAAGUUCGCAAAUAUUUGUUACUGUUAGAUUCCCGUAAAGAUCACGUCAAAUUUUGGCGACCGCAAAUUCUUUUAUUAGUCAACAGUCCAAGAUCUUCCUGUCCUCUGAUAGAUUUCGUGAACGAUCUGAAAAAAGGCGGGUUGUACGUGUUGGGACACGUGGAAACCGAAGAGGUCGUUGGAGAUAGUAACACGCAGGAUCCCACGUUGGCUCAGGUGCCGCAUUGGUUGAAUUUGAUCGAUCAUUUGAAGGUGAAGGCUUUCGUGGAGUUGACGGUGGCUAAAAGCGUGAGAGAGGGGUUGCUGCAUUUGAUGCGAUUGUCCGGGAUGGGUGCCAUGAAGCCCAAUACUGUAAUAUUAGGGUUUUUGGAUAAUGAAGAGCCGCAGGAUUUUUUGCAAAGUAACGAUUCCGUAUAUCAAAACCACGAUUUCGAAAAUGACGUAUUUCCACUUAAAACCCAAAGCGUUUUGGAAUCUUCUGAAUACGUUCGAAUGAUGAGAGAAGUUUUGAGAAUGAACAAAAAUUUAUGCCUUUGUAGGAACUUUAGUAAAUUAAGGAAAGACGCCAGGAGCGUCCGAAGCAAAACUUACAUCGACGUGUGGCCGGUGAACUUCCUCAACCCUGGUGAAAACGAUUCCUUCGAUACGACAUCGUUGUUCAUGAUGCAGCUGGCGUGCAUCGUGAACAUGGUGCCGUUGUGGAGCAAACUCAAAUUGAGGGUGUGCGUUUGCGACGAAGCCAGAACCAGUUAUUUCGCUUUCGAUUCGUCGACGCAGAGUCACGGCGAGAAAUUGGAGAAUCUGUUGAAGAAGUUGCGUAUCGAAGCAGAAUUGUUUCCGGUAAACGGUUGGAAGAACGUGAUCGAAUCGCACGGGAACGAGAACGAACGAUACGCCAAAAGCGUGAACACAUUGAUAUUACAACAAACUGCUGAGACGGCGAUUACUUUUAUCUACCUUCCGGCGCCGCCCAGCGACGAUGCCGAAUUGGACGGUUUUUACGACAGUUUAGAGAUAUUUUCCAAAAAUCUACCGCCGACCAUUUUCGUGCACGGCGUCAAAAUAGUCACUUCCACGACUUUAUAAAAAUUUAAUAUCGUCGACUUUGACUUUGAACAAAUUCGUUACAUAUCAUCGUCAUGUGCGUUAUUACUAUUAUUAGUUGCAAGAUUUUAAAUAGUAUACCUGUUGAUAUUCUAAAGUGAAAAAAGAACAAAAUAAAACUUGUUGGUAAAUGGGGUAUGAUGGUAUUGGUGCAUAUGAAAAGGUUUUGGAAGAAAUUAAAAUUCUCUGCA
Molecule: messenger RNA, 3114 nt
Organism: Psylliodes chrysocephalus
Lineage: Eukaryota; Metazoa; Arthropoda; Insecta; Coleoptera; Chrysomelidae
Source: the annotation of a GenBank genome assembly